AGAAAGCGAAGAUGAACAAUCUCCAAAUACAAACAGAGCAACCAGCACAUAAUCACACUCAAACCGAAACCCCUCUUUUAACUUCAAAUUCAAAUCAACAAGAACGAGAAGGAGUAGAAGGAGAAGGAGAUGAUGGUAAUAAGAACGAGGAGAAUGGAGUGGAGGAGAGCCUGGCGCGUUUGGAGAAGUUAUUAACGGUUCUAGGGUUCAAGCAGGAUUCACCGUUGAGUUUCGUCGUGGCUUGGAGUGUUUUCUUGGCGGUUGGUGUGGUGAUGCCUGUGAUGGCUCUGUGGAUGUGCUCGUGUUCCAAGUGCGAAAGGUAUGAGAUACAGAGCUUCGAGAUGGCCAUCGUUGCAUUUCAGGCGUGCCUCGCCGCCGUCUCUUUGCUCUGUCUUUCUCACAGUCUCCGCAAGUAUGGCCUCCGUAGGUUCCUCUUCGUUGACCGCAACUCUGGACAGUUACCUUCCUUUCACCGCGAUUACAUCACUCAGAUUUCGGGAUCUAUGCGCUUGCUCAUUCUGUGGGUGUUGCCGUGUUUCCUUCUGAAGACAACGCGAGAAAUCAUUCGCAUUACACAUUUAAAACAUGGGUCUUGGGGGCUCUCGCUUGCAAUUUUUUUCGGUUUGAUUAUAUCUUGGACAUACGUGAGUGCAAUCUCUCUGGCGGCCAGCAUUUUGUUUCACUUGGUUUGCAAUUUGCAAGUUAUCCACUUUGAUGAUUAUGGGAAGCUCUUGCAAAGGGAUACUGAUGUUUUAGUCUUUAUGGAGGAGCACAUUCGGUUGCGCUAUCAUCUCUCCAAGAUAAGCCAUAGGUUCAGAAUCUAUCUUCUUCUAGAGUUCUUGGUUGUCACAGUUAGCCAAGUUGUGACUCUGUUGCAGAUCACCGGAUAUGGUGGAUUACUUAGCUUCGUAAAUGGUGGAGAUUUUGCUGUAUCCACACUUGUUCAGGUCGUCUGCAUCAUUAUUUGUCUGCAUGCAGCAACAAGAAUAUCUCAUAGGGCCCAAGGUAUUGUUUCACUUGCAAGCAGGUGGCAUGCAUUGGCAACAUGCACAUCUUCUGAUGCAUCUCAAAUGAGAAGCUCUGCUAGUGUGGGGAACUUGGAGGCUGCAAACCAUUUAAGCUCAUUGCAUAUAGACUAUUCUGAAAGUGAUCUAGAGUCAUUGGAUUACGCUGGAAUGUCUACCAAUACCCAAUUGGGUUUGUAUAUGUCCUCACAUCACAAGAGACAAGCUUUUGUAAUGUAUUUGCAGACGAAUCCUGGAGGAAUCACUAUAUUUGGAUGGACAGUUGAUCGGUCUCUUGUGAACACAAUAUUUUUCCUUGAAUUAAGUCUGGUCACCUUUGUUCUAGGCCGACCCGAAGAAAGUUGAGCUAAUUGAAUCCGAGGUUGGGCUAAGAAUUGUCGGGCUCCGAGACACAACAUAAACAUACAAAAAUUGCAAGUUCGGAAGUCAAAAAUUGCAAGCUAAUCGUAACACUAUGUUCUUUGAUUCAUGGAUCAAUAUGAAAGGGCUUGAUGGUAUUCAAGGUUCAGUAUAUGUUGGUACUGGAACUGUGUUCAACUGUGACAAAGCGAAGCUUCUGCUACUUAGCAAGGUGAAACUUUUCUGCGAAGGAUUAAGUAGGGAAUCAGAAGUGACAAGCCCAAACUCAUUCCUUGAGGAUUCUUCAUAAAGGAUUUACUAUUUUUGAAACAUAAAUGGGUUUUCUUUGGGAGGCAGCGUUGGAAGGGCAUUAGUGU
Molecule: messenger RNA, 1741 nt
Organism: Gastrolobium bilobum
Lineage: Eukaryota; Viridiplantae; Streptophyta; Magnoliopsida; Fabales; Fabaceae
Exons: 6
Coding region: 12-1370 (452 amino acids)
Source: RefSeq, a predicted model, not a curated record